AUUAACCUUGGAUUAUGCAAACGAACGUUCUUACUCAUGUUCCAUAAAAAAAUGAUGACGAACGAGUGCACUCUUUGACAUUAAUGACAUUAGUGACAGGUCCGUCCGUUUGUGGUAUUUGUUUUUAGACAUUUAUGACAUGCAAAGAAAGAUCUUGUGGAAUUUAGGUAUUUAGAUAAAUUAAAAAUUUUCCGUGUUUUUUUUAUAAAGAUCCUGUUAUUAAUUAUUGUUAUUAGGUGAACUAUAACAUAUUUAAAAUAAGACGUAAUGUCAACUCCUGCACGACGACGCCUUAUGAGGGAUUUCAAAAGGUUACAAGAGGACCCACCAACUGGUGUUAGUGGUGCUCCCACUGAUAACAAUAUUAUGAUAUGGAACGCAGUAAUUUUUGGCCCACAUGAUACCCCUUUCGAAGAUGGAACGUUUAAGCUAACCAUCGAGUUUACGGAAGAAUACCCAAAUAAACCUCCGACUGUAAGGUUUGUCAGUCAUAUGUUCCAUCCGAAUGUGUAUGCAGAUGGUGGUAUAUGUUUAGAUAUAUUACAGAACCGAUGGAGUCCUACGUAUGAUGUAUCUGCUAUAUUAACUUCAAUUCAAUCUUUAUUGAGUGAUCCAAAUCCCAAUUCUCCCGCAAAUUCAAUGGCUGCACAAUUAUACAAAGAAAAUAGAAGAGAAUACGAAAAACGGGUGAAAGCAUGUGUAGAACAAAGCUUUAUCGAUUAGCAUUUUUUAUAAUAUAUUUAUUUAAACUGGUUUGUGUACCCCGUGCUUCAAAAUUAUAGCUACACUUCCCAGGCAUCAAACCGCAGUAACUAGUUACAACAUUAUCUUUUCUAUUCAUUUUGAAAUAAAAUUUUAAAAAAUUCUGAAGGCUUGGCACUAGAUAUUUGGUGAAUAUUAAUUUUUUUCCUCGAAGAUUAAGAUCUAUUUGUGUUACUUAACAAAAAUAUACUAGUGAAAAUAAAUAAUAUGUAAAUGGGUUUAAUUGUUUGUAGUAGGUAUGUUUGUUAAAACAAUCUUGGUAAGCUAAUUUUAAAUAUAUCAUUGUAAUUUAUCAAUUCAUUUUUUUGAUUGUCUUUUACAUAUUAAUAUUUUUGUUAUUAAAUUAAAUCACCUCUGUUUCCGUACUGCCUACCUUAAGUUUUUAGGUAGUUAGAUGUGUUAUACAUAAUAAACUUAAUAAAUUAUAAUUAUUAAAUCCUC
Molecule: messenger RNA, 1203 nt
Organism: Psylliodes chrysocephalus
Lineage: Eukaryota; Metazoa; Arthropoda; Insecta; Coleoptera; Chrysomelidae
Source: the annotation of a GenBank genome assembly